AUGGUCCAAGACUUUGAGAAGUUCUUUCCCAUGUUCGAUGUCGACGAGCGUGUCAGGGUCAUUGUCCUGACCGGUGCUGGGAAGAUCUUCUGUGCUGGUGCCGAUCUGGAUAUAGGAUUCCGGGGUGGCCGCGUCGUGCUCGCCAUUCAUCGCUGCCGUAAACCGACCAUUGCGGCCAUGCAGGGCUCAGCAGUCGGAGUUGGGAUGACUAUGACCCUUCCCGCCAUCAUUCGGAUCGCCUAUGAGAAGGGCAAGUAUGGCUUCGUAUUCGGACGGCGUGGUAUUGUCAUGGAAUCCUGCUCGUCGUAUUUCCUACCACGCCUUAUCGGGUUCUCAAACGCCAGUUAUCUCGUCAGUACCGGCGGUGUAUUCCCACCUGCUUCCAAGCACUUCGGUGAUCUGUUCAACGAGAUUCUACCGGACCCAUCUCACGUUCUCCCUCGUGCCCUUGAACUUGCCACUGAGAUUGCCGAGAAUGUGAGCCCGACGUCUCAGUAUCUCAAUCGGUCUCUUAUGUGGCGUAACCCUGGUACAGCUGAAGAAGCGCACCUGCUGGAGUCGAAUAUCAUUAUCCAGACGUUUGCCGCACAAGACCAGAAAGAAGGUGUCCAAGCGUUUUUCGAGAAGCGCAAGCCCAACUUCACUGCUAUUCUUGAUGACAAGCCUCCACUUAACGUGCCCUGGUGGACCGAGGUUGACACCGGCCGUCAUCCCAAGGCAAAGACUCCAGCCAAGCUGUAA
Messenger RNA from Penicillium maclennaniae, 741 nucleotides. RefSeq names its product enoyl-CoA hydratase/isomerase family protein. The transcript has 4 exons. The record is from RefSeq and is a predicted model, not a curated record. Bases 1 to 741 code for a protein of 246 amino acids. NCBI's taxonomy places the organism in Eukaryota, Fungi, Ascomycota, Eurotiomycetes, Eurotiales, Aspergillaceae.